This is a messenger RNA of Heterobasidion irregulare TC 32-1, 243 nucleotides long. RefSeq lists its product as uncharacterized. The record is from RefSeq and is a predicted model, not a curated record. NCBI's taxonomy places the organism in Eukaryota, Fungi, Basidiomycota, Agaricomycetes, Russulales, Bondarzewiaceae. Gene Ontology annotation, molecular function: 5'-deoxynucleotidase activity. Bases 1 to 243 code for a protein of 80 amino acids. The transcript has 4 exons. Gene Ontology annotation, cellular component: cytoplasm.
AUGUACAGGAUGGCCGUCCUCGCGAUGUGCUGCUCUGAUACGUCCUUGGACAUUGGAAAAUGCGUCAUGCUUGCUAUCGUGCAUGAUCUUGCGGAAGCACAAGUCGGCGACAUUGCCCCUCGCGAGGGCAUCCCGAAAGCAGAGAAGCGCCGACUAGAAGCUGAAGCGAUGCAUAAUUUCGUACAUGAGAUGUUGCACGAUAGCCCUGCGGCGCAGAAGAUUCAUUCGCUCUGGCAGGCAUGA